GCAGCCCUCGCGUUGGGCGGUUGGCGGCGCGCUGGGCCGGCUGGCUGUUGGUGGGAUCGUAGCGCAGGCAGCGCCAUGGUUGAGAAGGAGGAAGCGGGCGGCGGCAUCAGCGAGGAGGAGGCCGCGCAGUAUGACCGACAGAUCCGCCUCUGGGGCCUGGAGGCGCAGAAACGGCUGCGGGCCUCCCGGGUGCUCCUCGUCGGCAUGAAAGGCCUUGGGGCUGAAAUCGCCAAAAACCUCAUCCUGGCAGGAGUGAAGGGACUGACCAUGCUGGACCACGAGCAGGUCUCUCCGGAGGAUCCUGGAGCACAGUUCCUGAUUCGGAGUGGGUCCGUUGGCCGGAAUAGAGCCGAAGCCUCCUUGGAGCGGGCUCAGAAUCUCAACCCGAUGGUGGAAGUGAAGGUGGACACCGAGGAGCUGGAGAAGAAACCCGAGUCUUUCUUCAGCCAGUUUGACGCCGUGUGUCUGACCUGCUGCUCCCGGGAUGUCAUUGUUAAAGUGGACCAGAUCUGUCACAAAAACAGCAUCAAGUUCUUCACAGGAGAUGUUUUCGGCUACCACGGAUACACAUUUGCCAACCUUGGGGAGCAUGAGUUUGUGGAGGAGAAAACUAAAGUUGCCAAGGUUAGCCAGGGCCUGGAAGACAGACCCGAUACCAAGAGAGCCAAACUGGAUCCGUCAGAGACCACCAUGGUGAAAAAGAAGGUGAUCUUCUGCCCCGUGAAGGAGGCUCUGGAGGUGGACUGGAGCAGCGAGAAGGCCAAGGCUGCUCUGAAGCGCACGGCUCCCGACUACUUUCUCCUGCAAGUGCUCCUGAAGUUCCGCACGGACAAGGGACGGGACCCGAGUGCGGACACGUGCGCAGAGGACACCGAGCUGCUGCUUCAGAUCCGCAAUGACGUGCUGGACGCGCUGGGCGUGAGCCCCGAUCUGCUGCCUGACGACUUUGUCAGGUACUGCUUCUCCGAGAUGGCUCCCGUGUGUGCCGUGGUCGGCGGGAUCUUGGCCCAGGAAAUUGUGAAGGCUCUGUCUCAGAGGGACCCUCCUCACAACAACUUCUUCUUCUUCGAUGGCUUGAAGGGGAGCGGCGUCGUGGAGUGCCUCGGCCCCCAGUGAGCUGCACACUGGGU
This is a messenger RNA of Ochotona princeps (American pika), 1130 nucleotides long. It is a transcript of the gene SAE1, whose product is annotated as SUMO1 activating enzyme subunit 1. The record is from RefSeq and is a predicted model, not a curated record. Gene Ontology annotation, cellular component: cytoplasm; SUMO activating enzyme complex. Gene Ontology annotation, biological process: protein sumoylation. Lineage: Eukaryota; Metazoa; Chordata; Mammalia; Lagomorpha; Ochotonidae. Bases 76 to 1116 code for a protein of 346 amino acids. The transcript is spliced from 9 exons. Gene Ontology annotation, molecular function: SUMO activating enzyme activity.